AUGCUCAAGCUGACACAGAGCCCCAGAGCUGUCUGUAAAGAGGUCGAGUCCAAACGACCAAUGACAGACGACCAACCGCGCCCCGCCUCAAGCCGCCAUGACGGCGUCAUCACCCGCUCGGAUUAUUUCGACUGGCAGCGUCGAAACCGGCCUCGGUUGGGCUCUGAAGCCAACCUACAGAAGAGGCCAAGCGAAGCAACUCUUCGUUCUGUUCAACAACAAGAGCAUAAAAUUAGCUGCGCAAUAGACACGAUUCUAUCUCCGACGCGAAGCCCACUCGUAAGCGUGGCUUUGGCGCGCAGGAAAGCCACAGGCCAGCGGACCGGCUUGUCUGAUGCGCCUCUGCCCGACGGAAGAGGAAAAGUAAAAGUCGUCUCAGGCUGCCUUGUGCAUGCGUCGACUGAAUUAGGACUUGCUAUGCCAACGGUCGACGUAAAAAUGUUCAGGCCUGAGUAG
This is a messenger RNA of Protopolystoma xenopodis, 456 nucleotides long. Lineage: Eukaryota; Metazoa; Platyhelminthes; Monogenea; Polystomatidea; Polystomatidae. The record is from the annotation of a GenBank genome assembly.